This is a messenger RNA of Lachancea meyersii CBS 8951, 1344 nucleotides long. NCBI's taxonomy places the organism in Eukaryota, Fungi, Ascomycota, Saccharomycetes, Saccharomycetales, Saccharomycetaceae. The record is from the annotation of a GenBank genome assembly.
AUGGCGUUGGACCCCGUCAAAUACCUUAGAUCCAUCAAGUCCGUGCGCGAAACCACGUCGCAAGUUUUCCGGUAUGCAUGCGACCACGAUGGCGGAAAUCACUUCGAUCUCGAGCUCUCGCACAUGUCAGAAGUGGCAGACUUUCUGUGCUCAAUCAUCGAACGCGAUUACGGAACCCAGUACGCCAAUAUCCCACCCCACGGACGGUGGCAGCAUCUCAACUACGGGUCCCAACCGCGUGUGGAGACUUUGAUCCAGCAAUGGACCGAAGCUGGCAUCGACAAGAUAGAAAUCGCCCGCAAACUCAUCGACCUCUUCGUCCUGAGUGUACUGGUUGACGCAGGCGCUGGAAAUACCUGGAAAUACACUGUUCCCGGCACAGAAGACGCUCCGCAAAGCGUGGGACGCUCCGAAGGUCUUGCUGUGGCCUCGUAUUACCUCUUCGUCGACGGUCGGUUUUCCAGUGACCCCAAGGACCCAUACAAAGUGUGCGGUGCGGCCUUGCAAGACCUAAAACUAGACGAAUUUGCACGCGGAUUUCAAAUCUCAGAAUCGAACCCCAUGGACGGCUUCGAGGGCCGCUUGAAGCUCAUCCAACGUCUGGGUGAUGCGCUACGCUCGCAUACCGAGAUUUUCGGUCCCGAGGGCCGUCCUGGAGGUCUUGUCAACUACUUAAAAACGAAAUCGAAGACCCAGGAUGAAAAAUCGUGUAUCAUUGACUUGGAAGACGUAUGGAACGCACUCAUUGCCGGACUCACCAGCAUAUGGCCAGUUGGAAGAGCCGUGGUCAACAACGAGCCCCUGGGCGACGUCUGGAAGCUCGACACGAAGGCCGACGCGGUUGCAGAGGGCCGUGAAGACGCCUCCACGCCCGCUGGCGUACCCACGGAUCUUGUGACGUUCCACAAGCUCACGCAAUGGCUGUGUUACUCCCUUCUGGUUCCUUUGGAACAGUAUGGCUACCAAUUUACUAUCGAACACAAGGAUCUGCAAACGGGGCUUCCCGAAUACCGCAACGGUGGUCUUUUCUACGAUUUCGGGGUAUUGAAGUUGAAGCCCGAGGCAAUGGCCAGAGGCCAGCAGCUUUCAAAAGAGCUACAGAAAACAAGCGAGCUUCCAACGUUCGAGCCCCAAGACGGUGCUAUCGUGGAAUGGAGAUGUCUGACUAUUGGACUGCUCGACUACUUGCUGCUUAUUGUGAACGAAAAACUGGGCUACCAACUUGCCUUGCCACAGUUAAUUGAGGCCGGGUCUUGGAAAGCCGGGCGUGAAAUUGCUGCUAAGCUCAGACCCAAGACCGCAGGGCCUCCGAUCGAGUUGCAUAGCGACGGUACAGUUUUUUGA